Drosophila santomea is the source of this 4734-nucleotide messenger RNA. RefSeq names its product sushi, von Willebrand factor type A, EGF and pentraxin domain-containing protein 1 (gene fw). The transcript is spliced from 15 exons. Lineage: Eukaryota; Metazoa; Arthropoda; Insecta; Diptera; Drosophilidae. The record is from RefSeq and is a predicted model, not a curated record. The coding region runs from base 623 to 4135 and encodes 1170 amino acids.
UUAUAAGCCAACUUUCAUUCCAAGCAGACGUGCUGGGAGUUUCGCAUCGGAAAGCGGCGGUUUUUUGUUUCGCCGUUGCAGCAGCAGCAGCGUUAACUCGUGCAAAUGCAGCCAGGUCGCCCAAAACGAGAAAUAAGUUCACGUUCAUAGUAUCCACAAUACCCAGUACCCAGUAUGCACAUAAUAUACAUAAAACAUCAUAAUUAGCCAGUGGAAAUUCAGUGUGAAUGCAAAGUGAAACCUUAAUGAACGCAUCACGAUCGCUCACGCCAUCUAUGUGUUAUGUUUAUGUGUAAAUCUUACAACUACGACCAAAAAAAAAAAACAAAAAAACACGAGAUAUAUACAUAUAUAUGACUAAUCGACAAGUGUGUGCAUAAAUUAAUCGCUGCUGAUGCCGCAACAACAACAGCAACAGCAACAACAACAACUGAAACAACAAAGCUAAUGCUAUAUAGCCAAAGCUAAUGCUAAUCGGCAGCCAACGGCAUCGGGCAUUAUAAUCAUCAGCUUCAGUUUCAGCUACAGCUUCAGUUUCAACUUCAACUUCAGCAGCGACUUUUGCAGCAUCCCGGGCAUAAUUAACACACCUGCCACUUGCCACUUGCCACCAGCAGAUACAAUGUUUUGCUGCAACAUACUGUUGCACGGAUAUAUAGCCGUGGCCACAUCCAUAUCCACAUUACAACGGGCCACAAAAAGAGCCAUGACACCUCCAAAUGCAGUGGCCCUCAUUAUGCUGCUACUGUUGGCACUGUGCGCCGUUGGAAAUGGCCAAAUCUGCGGUCCGCCGGCGGUGCCGCUGAAUGCCAAGGUGCGAACCAUCACCGUUGACUCGCAGAUCGCGGAGGCGCACUACGAGUGCGACGCUGGCUACGAGCUCUUCGGGCCAUCGGCGGUCAAGUGUGACCGGCGGACGGGCUGGGAGCGGGAGCUGCCCUUCUGCGGGGUGAACGUGGCGUACCGCAAGCCGGUCAACCAGAGCUCCUACACACGGAGCGGUCCUGCCAGCUAUGCGAACGAUGGCAAGCCGGGCAAUAAGAAUCCCGAUGGCCAGGAGUGCUCCGAGACGCAGAAGGAGCCAUCGCCGUGGUGGCGCGUCGACCUCCUCACCCCUCAGGCGGUGCACGUGGUGCGGAUAACGACGCGCGGCUGCUGCGGCCACCAGCCACUGCAGGAUCUGGAGAUCCGGGUGGGCAACAGCAGUGCGGAUCUGCAGCGUAAUCCGUUGUGCGCCUGGUACCCGGGCACCCUCGACGAGGGCGUGGUGAAGACAUUCACCUGUGCGCGCCCGCUGGUCGGUCAGUAUGUGGCCAUUCAGCUGGUGGGCGUGGAGGGCAGCCUCAGUCUGUGCGAGGUGGAGACGUUCACCAACGACGAGUUCUCCGUGGACCGAUGCCUGAGUCCGAAGAUCGGUGUGGAGACCGUGGUAACGACAUUCUCGAAAACCUGCUACGACUUUCAUAUCACAAAAGGAGAAAGCUUCGACAAGGCGCAAACCAUUUGCAAGCAGACUGGUGGCGACUUGGUACACGACUUUCGUGGCGCCACCAGCUCGUACAUCUUGUCCGAGCUGGAGCGCCGGAAGAGCGAACUGAAGCCGCAGCUCGUGUGGAUUGGCGCCCAAAAGGAGCCGGGCAUCACAUCGCGCACCUGGAAAUGGGUGAACGGCGAUGUGGUGCAAAAGCCAACCUGGGGCAAGGAUCAACCAAAUAACUACAAUGGCGAACAGAACUGCGUGGUCCUAGAUGGCGGUCGCAAUUGGCUGUGGAACGAUGUGGGCUGCAAUCUGGACUAUCUGCACUUCAUCUGCCAGCACUCUCCAUUGUCGUGCGGCUCGCCGGAUGCCCAGCAAAACACCACUGUCAUGGGCAAAAAGUUCACUCUGGGCGAGAAGAUCCAGUACACCUGUCCCAAGGGCCACUCGCUGCUCGGUCAGACGGAACGGGAGUGCAGACUCGAUGGCACUUGGAGUGGCUCCUCGCCGAACUGCAAAUAUGUGGACUGCGGCAGUCUGCCGGAGCUGAAAUUUGGCUCCAUUCACAUGUCCGAGGAGCGGACGAGCUUCGGCGUGGUGGCCACGUACAGUUGCCACGAGAACUACACGCUGAUCGGCAAUGAGAAUCGCACGUGCGCCGUGGACGGCUGGAGUGGCAAGCAGCCGGAGUGUCUGGUGGACUGGUGUCCGGAUCCGCAGCCCAUUGCCGGUGGCAAUGUGCGAUUCAAUGACAAGAGGGCCGGUUCCACGGCCACGUAUGUCUGUGAGCCGGGCUAUGUGCUAGUUGGCGAGGCGAUCAUCUCGUGCGGAUUGGGUGGCGAGUGGUCCAGCAAGACGCCCUCGUGCAGAUUCGUAGAUUGCGGUGCACCGGCGCGACCAAAUCGUGGCAUUGCCAUACUGCUGAACGGCACCACCACCGUCAACUCGGUGGUCAAGUACGAGUGCGACGAGGAUCACUGGCUGGAUGGGCAGUCGGAGCUGUAUUGCACCCGGGAUGGCAAGUGGUCCGGUGAGGCGCCCGUCUGCGAGCUGGUCACUUGCGAGACGCCAGCGGUGCCGUCUGGUUCCUUUGUCAUCGGCUACGACUACAAUGUCCACUCGAAGAUCCAGUACAACUGCGAUCCCGGUCACAUCAUGCACGGCACACCGGUGCUCGAGUGCCUGGACACCGGGGAAUGGAGUGCCGAUGCGCCCUACUGCGAAUACAUCGACUGCGGCACAAUCCUGCCCAUUCCCUAUGGCAGCCACAAGUACGCGACAAAUACCACCUAUGUGGGUUCCGAGGUGGUCUUCAGUUGCUCCCAAUCCCACAAGCUGAGUGGCGUCCUCAAGCGCACGUGCCUCGAAUCCGCCGUCUGGAGCGAUGCGUCGCCCAAGUGCGAGGAGAUCCGCUGUCCGGAACCGAAACUGGCGGCGCAUAGUCUGCUCUCCGUCACCGGGAAUGAUCGCAUGUAUGGCAGAACACUGAUCCGCACCUCCGAAUCGGCGCAGAACACAGCUCAGACCUACAAGAUUGGAGCUCUGGCCAAGUACCGCUGCGAACGGGGCUACAAGAUGGUGGGUGAGGCACUGGCCACCUGCACGGAUAGCGGACAGUGGAGCGGCAGCAUUCCGGAAUGUGUGUAUGUGGAGUGCGGUGCGCCGGAGAGCAUUGGCAAUGGCAAGGUGGUCCUGGCCACAAAUGCCACCUACUACGGCGCCGCUGUCCUCUACGAGUGCAAUGUGAACUUCAAGCUGAACGGCGUAUCCCGUCGCCUGUGCACGGAGCACGGUAACUGGAGCCACGAGGCGCCCGAAUGCGUGGAGGUGGUCUGCGAUACGCCCAACAUCAGUGAGAAUCUAAUUGUGGAGGCGGGUCCACGGGCUGUGGGUGCCGUGGCCACCUUCAAGUGCGCCAAGGGCAGGAUCAUGAUGGGAAAUGAGACGCGCGUGUGCCAGAAAAACGGCAAAUGGACGGGAAAGAGUCCCACCUGCAGACCCGUCGACUGCGGCCGUCCGCUGGCCAUCGAGAAUGGCCGGGUUAUUGUGGUCAACGAUUCCACGUUGUACGGCGGCUCGGCGGAGUACCACUGCAUACCGAACUACAACCGGGUUGGUCAGUACCUGCGCAAGUGCACCGAGGAUGGAGCGUGGAGCGGCAAGCAGCCGCGUUGCGAACUGGCCACGGCGGAGGGUCAGGAGACUUCGGAGCUGGGCACGGGCGUGGGCAUUGGGGCCACCGUGAUCGUCGCCCUGCUGGUGAUCUUCGGCUUGAUAUUCCUCUAUCGCAAUAAGGCGAGACCCGUGAAGAACACGGAGAAUGUGCAGGCGGCGGAGACCAAGGAUGAGCGCAAUGCCGCCGUUAUGUCGUACUCUACGCUGGAGGCGAACAACCGGAUGCACAUGGACAACAAUCCGUCGGCGACGUUCAACACGUUCCACGGCGGAGCCGGCGGACGGAACAAUGGCGGCGGUAAUCCGGAUGCCAACAGCAAUGGCGAAAGACUGAACAACAAUCGUUCGGAAAACAUUUACGAUCAAAUACCAAACGAGCAAUUCUACGACGCUCCCUACGAGAUGCGCACCAAUGAUGAGGUCUACGAACCGGAACCGGUGGCCAGUAAUGUCAUCACCAUCAAUGGCAUAUCCGUGAGAUAGAGAUAGAGAUACAAAUGAAUCUUUGUAUCUUUGUGUUGAUAUCAUCCUGAAGGAGGCACCGGAUGACAGAAUUAAUUGACGAACGUUUAACGUUAGUUUUGUGUGUUAAUAACUGUACAUAUUAAUUGUUUAAGGGAGGUCUUGAGUUACUCGUAGUUCGCCUAAAUCUAAAACAUGCUCACCCUAUGUACACUGUGCACCCCACCCCCACAUGUACACUGUAGCCCCUUCGUAUGAUUUAGGUCUAUUCAUAUACCGCAUAAUCUAUUAUUAUUAUUAUUAUUAUUAUUAUUAUAAUUAUUAUAGAUAUUAUACAUAUGUAUUUAACAUGUCCAAAUCGAUGUACCUACUAUGCAGUCCAUGUACUGAAAUCGUGACUUGUCGCGUAGGAAUUUUGGAUCACGAGCCGAAAGAUAUUCGCUCCAUAUUCAUACUCGUAUUUUUUUGUUUGUGUUAAAAAAUGUUAAAUUAUUUUAACUAUUGUAGUGAGAGGAGUGAAACAAUUUUUUUGUUAUGCAAUGUGUAAGAACUCGCCAAUGUGUGUAAUGUAAAAAGCGUUAAUUUUACGUACAAUUAAACGAUUGUGGUUGACUAAUUUA